This is a messenger RNA of Glycine soja, 1957 nucleotides long. Its product is annotated as pre-mRNA-splicing factor 18-like. Bases 581 to 1816 code for a protein of 411 amino acids. NCBI's taxonomy places the organism in Eukaryota, Viridiplantae, Streptophyta, Magnoliopsida, Fabales, Fabaceae. Gene Ontology annotation, cellular component: U5 snRNP; U4/U6 x U5 tri-snRNP complex; U2-type post-spliceosomal complex. The transcript has 2 exons. The record is from RefSeq and is a predicted model, not a curated record. Gene Ontology annotation, biological process: RNA splicing; generation of catalytic spliceosome for second transesterification step.
CUCUAGUGACUAGAAGAGGAUUAUCUUAUGAGAAUCUUUGUUCUUUUUGUUGGUCAAGAGGUAGAGAACAUUGAGCACGUUUUGAGGCUUUGUGUGGCAGCUAAGGAGGUUUGGAAUGCCAUACUCCCAGAUGUUGUUUGAGCAAAUUUUGGUUCUUGGCUGAUCUCCAAUUUAAUUUCCAAGUUGCGGUGUAAUGGACAUAGCUAAUCUUAAUUUGUUUUUUGGUGUGGCUAUUGAAUAUAUUUGGAAAAAUAGAAACUGCAGGAUUUUCGAAAAUAGAGUGGCAGGGGUGGUGGAGACUCUUUGAGCAUUGUGCAGAAUAGGAGGCUUCAAUUGUCUCCUUCGAUGGUUCCUUGUGAGUUCCCAAAUCCUAUAAAAUCCGAUGAUAAUAACCAUGCAAAAUGGAGAUAAGUAAAUCCGUCCUUGUUCCGGCCAGUUGCCAUCCCUGGCCCCAACCCCUUUCAUUUUUAAAUUUUUUUUGUCUCCCAAAACGCGGUCGUUCUAUUGUUCUUCCUCUACAACGGUGUUUAUAGUUUAACCCAAAUUACCGAAUUCUGAUCGGAUCAUCUCUAAACCCUAGAUGGACCUUCUGAAGCAAGAGCUUCUCAAGAAGCGCCAAUCCCUGGCGCAAGACACCGGCGGCAAGAAAUUCUUCAAGCGCUCCGAGAUCCAGCAGAAGGAAAUCCAAAAACUCCGCCAGCAAGAGAAGCGCGAAUUGGAAGCCAAGUCACUAAAGCGCCUCGCAACAUCCUCCGACACCGCCGCCACCGCCCCGUCCUCUUCAUCCACCGCCUCCUCCUCGGCCUCGUCCACUAUCGCCUCCGCCUCCGCCUCCCUCACCGACGAGCAAAACAUCGACAACCUCGUGCUCCCGAAACCCGAGGUCAUCCGCCGCCUCCGCUUCCUGAAGCAGCCGGUCACGCUCUUCGGAGAAGACGAUGACGCCAGGCUGGACCGCCUCAAGUACGUCCUCAAGGCCGGCGUCUUCGAGGUCGACAGCGACAUGACGGAGGGGCAGACCAACGAUUUCCUGCGAGAUAUUGCGGAGCUGAGGAAGCGCCAGAAGACCGGGAUCCUCGGCGAGAGGAAGCGCCAGAAGGCCGACGACGGUGCCGCUCAGGACCGUGAGGGUGGAGCCGGAGAUGAUGACUUGAGCGACUGCGGCAGCUCCGAAGGUGCCGAAGCGGACAAGGACUUGAAGCGGAUGAAGGCGAAUUUCGAGGAGCUUUGCGAUGAGGAUAAGAUUCUGGUGUUUUUCAAGAAGCUGUUGAAUGAGUGGAAGCAGGAGUUGCGCGAGAUGCCUGAGGCGGAGAAGCGCACGGCCAAGGGGAAGUCCAUGGUUGCCACGUUUAAGCAGUGUGCGCGUUACUUGAAUCCGCUGUUUAAGUUUUGCAGGAAGAAGGUUCUUCCGGAUGACAUUCGCCAGGCGCUAUUGCUGAUGGUUGAAUGCUGUAUGAAGAGAGAUUAUCUAGCUGCAAUGGACCAUUAUAUCAAGCUGGCCAUUGGGAAUGCACCCUGGCCUAUUGGUGUCACUAUGGUUGGUAUUCACGAAAGAUCUGCCCGUGAAAAGAUCUACACCAACAGUGUUGCUCACAUCAUGAAUGAUGAGACCACUCGCAAGUACUUGCAAUCUGUGAAGAGAUUAAUGACAUUUUGCCAACGCCGUUAUCCGACAUUGCCUUCUAAAGCUGUUGAGUUCAAUAGUUUGGCAAAUGGCAGUGAUUUGCAUUCACUUCUAGCAGAAGAGAGAUUUAGUGGGGGCAAUCAGGCUUCUGAAGAGAGGCUUAGGAUAAUGCCUGCUCCAAGAGACAUCUAGUUUUUAAUGUUUUGCUGAAAUGACAUCAUCGUAUGAUGCAUACUAUAUAUGUUUAAUUGCUAGAUACAGUCUGUUUGUGUCUCUUAUUGAUUGUAUAAAAGGAAAUGCAUCUUUUAAAAUGGCGAAAACAUGUAAAAUUCU